This is a messenger RNA of Racocetra persica, 174 nucleotides long. The record is from the annotation of a GenBank genome assembly. NCBI's taxonomy places the organism in Eukaryota, Fungi, Glomeromycota, Glomeromycetes, Diversisporales, Gigasporaceae.
UAUAACGAGAAAUUGGAUACGUUGGCUACUUUACAAGCAGAAUUGGUUAGCGAAAUUAAUGAUACACCUCAAUCAAAAUCUCUCAUAAUAAGGUCUCAUACAUAUGCUCAGGAAAAAAAGAGUUUAUUUUUCGAGCAUGUUAGCAUUACACAACGAUCAGAACCAAAACAUAAU